CAAGUUUUAGUUAUUUUUGUCUAAAUUUUGUAUAAAUUUUUGGCCGUCACCUGGCAUCAUUGACUGAAAAAUUAAAAAAAAAAAGGAUGACCAUGGAACUGCUUGCGCGGCACAAUCUUCAGAAGGUUGAACAGCUCACGACCUUCGAUCUGAAAUAUUUCUUUAUCAUCUACGCCAUCGUCGUCCUGAUGAUCCUGGGUGUUCCACUGGCCUUCCUACUUCAAAGCAAGGGUUCGGCGAACGAAAGGGAUCGUUUUCAAUUGGAAGCCAAUCGAUCGCGCGUGGAUCCAGUGAGGGGAGAAACCCGGCGACGAAUCCGGGAUUCGAGUGCCUAAUAAGCUUUUGAUAUUGAUGUUGAUAUUCAUGGAAAUACAUUGAAUGCGGCGC
Molecule: messenger RNA, 387 nt
Organism: Drosophila melanogaster (fruit fly)
Lineage: Eukaryota; Metazoa; Arthropoda; Insecta; Diptera; Drosophilidae
Exons: 1
Coding region: 87-335 (82 amino acids)
Source: RefSeq, marked reviewed